Messenger RNA from Leptinotarsa decemlineata (Colorado potato beetle), 3939 nucleotides. RefSeq names its product ADP-ribosylation factor-binding protein Gga (gene Gga). Lineage: Eukaryota; Metazoa; Arthropoda; Insecta; Coleoptera; Chrysomelidae. Gene Ontology annotation, cellular component: trans-Golgi network. Gene Ontology annotation, biological process: Golgi to plasma membrane transport; protein localization to cell surface; intracellular protein transport. The record is from RefSeq and is a predicted model, not a curated record. Gene Ontology annotation, molecular function: ubiquitin binding; small GTPase binding; phosphatidylinositol binding.
UUGACAGAUAAUUAAAUGUCCCGUCAAGGGCAAUACUGACAGGAAAUGUGCGGUUAUUAUUGAAAUAUCAAAUCGGUUUCUUGAACUUUAAUAUGUAAAAUGGAUAUGAUCACACAGACCAGCCUUGAAGCAUUGCUGCUGAAAGCAACAAACUCAAAAAACCUCAAUUUCGAUACCGCUGCUGUUGAAGCCUUUUGCACUCUUGUAAAUAAAGAACGGGAUGGGGCCUAUAUUGGGGUGAAAGUUAUUGCCGCGAGGCUCACGGCUGAAGAAAAAGAGGUGUUGCAAACCCUGAAUGUACUGGAUACAUGCAUGACCAAAUGUGGCAGUCACUUCCAGAACGAAGUAGGAAAAUUCAGGUUUCUGAAUGAAAUGAUCAAGCUAGUAUCGCCCAAGUACUUGGGCUCAGAGACACCAUUAACGGUAAAGCAGAAAGUACUUCAGCUGCUGUACGUUUGGACGCUCGACUAUCCCAAAGAAACUAAAAUCAAAGAGGCCUUCGAUAUGUUGAGGAAACAAGGUGUCAUACGUGAGAUUCCCAACCCCAACAUGCCGUCAUUCGAUACCUUGAACGUUGCCAAAAGAAAGCCUACCAGUUCGGUAUUUCAGGAUGAGGAGAAGUCUAAAAUAUUACAAAAAUUGCUGCAGAGCAAAGAUCCUGAGGAUGUUCAAGCUGCGAAUUGGCUCAUCAAGAGUAUGGUGAAAGAAGACGAUAAAAGAGCAGAAAUGAAAAGCAGAAGAAUAUCUGAACUUGAAUCGGUUCAGAACAAUGUCAGACUGCUGAAUGAAAUGCUGGAUUCGUACAAACCUGGCAUUUCUUCCGCGGGAGAGCUGGACCUCAUAAAAGAACUGUACCAGAAUUGUGAACGACUGAGGCCCACCAUAAACAAGUUGAUAUUGGAAACAAACCACGGCGAGGGCAUAUUAGGUGAUGUUCUAGGAACCAACGAUGAACUUUCCACAGCGUUCAACAAGUACAACAUUCUCAUUGUCCAAGGCAAACCCUUGCCCCCCAAACCGAAAGAUUCUAGUCAUAAUUCUUUGCUUAAUUUCGAAGUUGAUGCAAAAGUAAUGGAUUACCUUCCCAAAGAGCAGACCUCUAAAGAUAGUGGGACAUCGAUUGAUGUUCUUUGUGAUAUUUUCAAUAACGCUGGGAUUCCCGAUUCUGGGGAAGUGCUUCAGCCUGUGGCUUUAUCAAAAUAUGAUCAAAAAGUUUGUGAUGACGAAAAGGAAAAGCAAAAUAAAUUCAGGUCUCUGGAAGAUCUAGACAUACUGGGAGAACAUCUCAUUAAGGAAAAUCUUCAAGGCGCCCGGCAAACCAAUUUUAGAGGUCCCCAAGAAAAAAUCCCGAUGAACCGCCUCGGCAAGAUCUCCGAAACAAAGCAGGGUCAGUCGUCUCAAUCAAACAGCUGCGAUUCUUACAGCCUAGACCUGAACUACCUCCUCCAAUCGAGAAAUGACUCAGCUGAUCCAUCAACGGACGAUUCUAAAAGCCUGCACGACACCAGCGAUGACUUCCUCGUCGAUAUUUCCGACGAGAAAAUGUUGGAUGUGGAGAAAACCGACAUGCCCCUUCCAGAAAAAGAACAUCAAAAACCGGUUGCGAAUGAAACCGACCCCAAAAAGGACAUCAAGUUGAACGACAUCCACGUUAAGCUGGAAGAUAUCGAGCCGAGUAGUUAUCCUCCAGUGAAAGUCCUGGAUGAAAGGAAUGGAAUCAGCGUGUCUCUGCAUUUAGCUAAGGACAAGCCGAGAGAGGGGGUGAACGUGUUCGUUGUGACGACAGUCAGCAAGAACAAGCUUCCCCUGAGCAGUUUUAUGUUCCAAGCCGUUGUUCCUAAGGGAUGCAAGCUGAAAAUGCAGCCGCCCUCUUCUACAGAUCUUCCCGCCUACAACCCUUUCCUACCUCCUUCGGCCAUCACCCAGAUAAUGCUGGUAGCGAAUCCUGGUGGUGUUCAGAUGUCUCUGAAAUUCUUUGUGAGCUACACCAUGGAUGAAGAUACCGUUACGGAAAUGGGAGAGGUCGAAGACUUGCCCGCUUUGUGAAAGGAAUUGAAGGUUUUACCGGCUGUACCUAAAGUAAGGUUAUGAAUCUCUUUGUAUUCAGUAUGGUCAGAAGGAGUGUCUGUUUUGAGUGAUAUCAAGAGAAAAUGUAGGUUUUGUUGCUGCGAACGGUGAUUGAUCUUCAGUCUGCUGUUUGGUGGUGCUUUUAGUGGAAACUUAUAUUUUUCAAGAAUCUCAGGACCGAGACUUUCUUUCUCUCUCUCUAUUUGUAAGAUUCAUUCUGGAGGAAAAAUAUCAGGGUUAGUCUACAGAGAGAGAGAGAGAGAAUGCGGAUAUUGAAUUAAGAUAUGAAAGUUCAAAAUGGUUUGCAUUUCAAAUAUUGAUUAUAGUAAAAAAUUUUUCAAUUGCUGAAUCAAUUCAAGAUUUAUUGUUUCUAUGAGUAAACAAUUUUGAAAGUGGAGUUUUUGUGAACUUUAACAUAUAACUGGACUGUAUUAACAGUACUUUUUUCUGUUAUCACUUCAGUAUCUAUUAUUGCUGUGUUCAAAUAUACCAAAGAUUCAUUUUAUUUCAAAAGAUUAUAAUUCUUAAAAUUAUUUUGUUGACUGAUUGGGUCAAACUUAGCUGCAAAACCAAAGUCGAAAUUUACAGAUUAACGUCGUAAUUUCGAGAUUGAAGUCGUAAUUUCGAGAUUAAAGUCGUAAUUUUGAGAAUAAAGUCGUAAUCUUGAGAAUAAAGUCCUAAUUUCGAGAUUGAAGUCGUAAUUUCGAGAUUGAAGUCGUAAUUUCGAAAUUGAAGUCGUAGUUUCGAGAUUAAAGUCGUAAUUUUGAGAAUAAAGUCGUAAUUUCAAGAUUAAAGUCGUAAUUCCGAGAAUUAAAACGAAAUUUUUAGUUUAAAGUGAUAAUUUCGAGAUUUAAGUCGUAAUUUCGAGAUUUAAGUCGUAAUUUCGAGAUUUAAGUCGUAAUUUCGACCUUAGUCGUAAUUUCGAGAAUAAGAACGAAAUUUCUGGUUUAAAGUGAUAAUUCCGAGAUUAAAGUCGUAAGUUACAGAGUGAAGUUGAAAUUUCGAAUUUAAAGUCAUAAUUUCGAGAUUAAAGUGGAAAUUUCGAGUUUCAAAGUCGUAAUUUCCAAUAAACGACUGAUUAAAAAAAUAUGUCCUAUCAGCGCUUCUGUAGAGAACUAAAUCAUACAAAAGAGAAAGCCAAAUUUAAAGGUUUUUUUUGGUUCCUGAUCCUCGUACUUAAAAGAUUUAUAUUCAUUGAGGAACAAUUCUCUAGUGUUCAGGUACUUUUGGAAUAGACACAAACCAUUUUUAUUUUUCCCAGAUAACAAAAUUCCUACACUCCCACGCUAGUCGUUCAUAGUCAUUAAAAAAAAUUAUAGACAAAGUCUAUAUUAAAGUGUAGUCAGAAGAAGUUGCAUUUAAAGCCUUCAAUGAUGUCACGAUCCAAGAACUUUCUAAAGUUUCAUUUUUCGCUGUCUUUUAAUGAAAUUGACAAAGAUGUAUCUUACUACACUGUUAUUAGGUGGUCCAAAGAAAGAAAUUGAAUUGACCGGCAGUCCAACACACUGUUGCGGCACUAGAACUGUAACACUCUUUUCAAUGUACAUUUCUCCAACUAAAGUAGCAUCAUAAAUGACAAAGACGAACUAUGAGCAACAGAGGUGCAAUCUAUCGGUGAGUAGCAGUAUCAUUUUGGACAAUGCAUUUCAUGACGAGUGGGAGAUGGAUUUUGUUGAUAUUUUGAAUCUGGGUGGAAAAUAUGAUCGUUAUUCAACAAUGAGUUAGUAGCCCCAAAAUGGCCGACUCUCUAGAGGAAACUUGAAAGUUUUGUGUUUUAUAUUUUGCUUUUUUUACAUAAAUAUAUUUCUAUCUGUUAUUUCGUGUAUGAGAAAUUGUUCUGAUGGGUGGAUGAAAUAAAACAAUUGCAAUUUU